AUGCAAGUCAUGAAAUCAGUUACUCAAGUGGAAGCAACACCGCUGCCACCACCCUCUUCCUCGCUGUCACUAGGGCUUAACAUGAUGAGACCCUACGAGAUGGUGCACCACUUGGUGUCAUGCAACGCCGUCGUGGUGUUUAGCAUGAGCGACUGCUGCAUGUCCACCGUGGCCAAGCGCCUCCUCUUCAGCCUCGGAGUCGGCCCCACUGUGGUGGAACUGGAUGAGCAGGCCGAUGGUCCAGGCGUCCGGUCCGUCCUCCACCAGCUUGCUGGGGCUCACCAGCCCGUUCCUGCUGUCUUCAUUGGCGGCAAGUUUCUUGGUGGGGUGCAAACCCUCAUGGCCAGUCACAUAAAUGGCACCCUAGUUCCACUCCUCAAAGAAGCUGGAGCUUUAUGGCUUUGA
Sphenostylis stenocarpa is the source of this 405-nucleotide messenger RNA. Lineage: Eukaryota; Viridiplantae; Streptophyta; Magnoliopsida; Fabales; Fabaceae. The record is from the annotation of a GenBank genome assembly.